AUGCGUACUGAUAACAAGACGAUGGCAAAUACAUCGGAAAGUCGUGAUGAUGAGUUAUCACGUGAUAAAUAUCACAGCAAACGUCACCAUUUGGAUCGAGAAAAACACACUAAAGGGCAUCACCAUGAGGAUGAAGACAGGGACUCGAAAAUUCAUAACAAACGAAAGGAAUAUCAUCGACACGAACUGGAAUCAAACAAAAGAGGAGAUUCGAAAUCGUCGAGGGCGAAUGACGAUUUUGAUAGAAAUGAGCGGCGGAAACAAAUUAAUGAAAGGCACAGAGACAGAGGGGGUGAUGAUGAAGGUGACAUCAGUAGGGGAGAUAUGAGAACAGAGAAAAAAAUCAGAGAUUCGGCAGAACAUUCAAAUCGGCGAGAUUCUUCCGGAAGAAGUGGACACAAGGAAAGCUCCAAAAGACGAGGCGAAGAACGCGAAAAUGAUCAUCGAAAACAGUCAGUCAAGCGUGAGAUUCGUGAUGAAGAUGAUGGUAGAAAUGCGAAAGAAAAUCUAGUAUGGGGAAAGAUGGAAGAGAAGAAUGAGGAGACGAAACCCGUCGAGAAAGAGAAACCAAGUUUUGAGCCGAGUGGCAAAUUGGCUGAAGAUACAAAUACCUAUAAAGGCGUUGUUAUCAAAUACAACGAACCUCCAGAUGCGCAUAAACCGAAAUUACGAUGGCGUUUAUAUCCGUUCAAGGGUGAUGAAGCAUUACCAGUUCUGUAUAUUCAUCGUCAAUCGGCGUAUUUGAUAGGACGUGAUCGACGUGUUGCCGACUUUGCGGUGGAUCAUCCAAGUUGUUCUAAGCAACAUGCCGUAUUCCAGUACCGUUUAGUUCCGGUUGAAUUAGACGAUGGUUCUAGAAUUCGACGUAUUAAACCGUAUAUCAUUGAUUUGAACUCUGCGAAUGGUACUUAUUUGAAUAAUGAACGCAUUGAGCCACAACGAUUCGUUGAAUUGCGUGAAAAAGAUGUACUGAAAUUUGGCUUUAGUACACGUGAAUUUGUUCUGCUGAACGAAAAAUCAAAUGAGUCAGAUAGUGAAUCAGACCACAACGAUAUGAAAAUCCCGAAGCAUUCCCCGCCCUCAUCUCCAUCUCCAUGA
Anisakis simplex (herring worm) is the source of this 1098-nucleotide messenger RNA. Lineage: Eukaryota; Metazoa; Nematoda; Chromadorea; Rhabditida; Anisakidae. The record is from the annotation of a GenBank genome assembly.